AGCAGCAGCAGGCGGCAGGGCGGCUGGGGGUCAUGCGGGAGGAGCAGCAGCAGCAGCAGCAGCAGGGCCGCACGCAGGAGCCUCUGUGGACUGAGGCUGAGGAGAUGGAGGUGGUGCGGGAGGCGGAGGCAGCGGAGAGGCGCGAGGAGGAGGAGGGAGCAGAGGGCGCGUGAGGCGGAGGUAUAUUAUAAGCGGAAUAAACCGGCUGGCCUGAAAGUUGCUCGCUUGUCACCCAGGGUGAACAGCCAUCAUGUUUGCGUAGUGCGUUUCAUGCGGGCACUGGGCAAGAUAGAUUCACACUGCGUGUUUGCUUGUGGGCAUGGAUGACGUCCACGAUCGACAUCGCAGGAAGCGAUGGGAUGUUGCUGAGGGGAAUGUCCGCAGUCCGCAGUCCCUGGGUUUUUUGUUAUGGUACCCGUGCUCCCUUCCACGGGUUAAUCCGUUUAUAAUGAGAUGAAUGACUGACGGCCGGGGACCUUGCCCAAGAAGUCAUGUGCCCGGAAUAUUCGCGGGAUUUCCCAGAGGUGUUCUUUGGGUUUGCAAAGAGGAUGCGACCUCGCGCUACGCAUCGCUGUGCGGCGUUGGCGCGGGUUGGGGUCGGCAUUGGUGCUGGAGUGGUGUGGUCUUGGUGCAGGAUCGGUAGCAGUAGCCACAGUUGCGCCGUAACGACAGUGGGUUCGGACCGCUAACCAAAGCUGUUUAGUCAAGUGCUCGCAGGCGUCACAGCCCAGCACCCUAGGAAGGACCAGUUCUACACGGGUUUCAAGGAUUCCUAUCACCUUGUUCCAAAGUGCCGUCAGACUGCGAGGGCCCCUCUCAUUAGCAGUUGGCCCUCUGUUGUCGCAAGCAAGUAAGGCAAACACAUGUUCAAUUUUGCAAAGACCAAAGCCGUCAUGGCCCAGGCAAAGCCCUGCCCUGCUGACCUGACCCAUGGGUCGCCCGGCUGCGUGAUAACGCUCGAGUGCAAGGAGGGUGUUAAGCUGGAAGCCCUGCGCUGCGCUCUGAGCAAUGCGUCUCCCAUAUUGCGUGAGGCUCUCAGCCUGAAGCUGGCUAAGCCCGGCGUGCUUGAGCUGCCUGAGGAUAACGCCGCGGAUUGGGAGCUGAUGAUCAGGAUGAUCCAGCCCGGCACCUACCCUCCGGCUGCCGUGAACUGGGAAAACGUGGAGCGCCUGCUGCAUCUGGCUGACAAGUACGACAUGGCUGUCGUACGGGGCUACUGCGCCAACUUCCUGAGCCGCAACACCUCCUCUCUCACCCUGUCAGAGCCGCUGCUGUCGCCCACUAACCCGCUCAUGGCCGCCACUCUCGUCUGCAAGUACUGCAACCUGCCGGAGCUCAAGCCGUACACGGAUGCCGUUCAGCACACGCUAUGUGCGGUACUGGCGCCCAUGAGUUCCUCUGCCGGCGCAACUGUCAAGUCCCUGGUGGCCCUGCUGAAGCCGCUGACUGCACACGAGCGCUUCCACGAUGCCAUUGCCCCCGCCGUGCA
Molecule: messenger RNA, 1489 nt
Organism: Astrephomene gubernaculifera
Lineage: Eukaryota; Viridiplantae; Chlorophyta; Chlorophyceae; Chlamydomonadales; Astrephomenaceae
Source: the annotation of a GenBank genome assembly